CGUGGACAGCCAGGGAACUUCUGUACUGCGUAUGCAAUUCGGCCGUGUUCUAGAAGAGACUGGGUGACUGACUCGUACUCGGUCGGUCAGUGUUCCUGCUGAGCGGACUGGGGAUCGGGAGCAAGGCAUGGUUCUCCGCGAGGCACGGUGGCGUGGCCUUACUCCGCGCCGUCGUGGUUCUGGAGUAUCCCGACGCGGGGUUGGGUCGGUGUGAUGUAUCGCAGUUGACCAGACAUGACAUGGACGUGAAGUUGGAGCAGCAUGGGGCAGCCCAGAUUUUUUGCAGGGGCAGAUCCCGUGGUUGCAUCAUGAACCAACAACCACGUAGCUCGACUGGAGUGGAGCUGCUCUCUCGUACAGGAUUUGAAGCAGCACUUAUUUUCCAAGUGUUCAUUCGUUCAUCGCAAUUGAUCUCUGCUUUAAGGUACACUCCAGUUCAGCAGCUCUAACAGAAGUAUCUACGGAAAUCCAAAAGCGAGACAUGUCCUGAUGAUAAUGAUGGGGUGUGCCUCGGGAGUGUUAAAGUGGACGGGGAAACGAGCUCCAAACGAGUCGUUUCAUGUGAUUGAAACGCACCGCCUGAAGGGAUGGACCGAAAGCCUGAGUUGCUUUUGUUCGGAACAUUUCUGGCAAGCAUUGUGCUGGUGGAUUCUCUUCCUUCAUAUCUAUGACAUGAUUUCUGAGCAUGUGGUUGUGAUAGUGA
Marchantia polymorpha subsp. ruderalis is the source of this 703-nucleotide messenger RNA. The record is from the annotation of a GenBank genome assembly. Lineage: Eukaryota; Viridiplantae; Streptophyta; Marchantiopsida; Marchantiales; Marchantiaceae.